GAAUUUUCGAGCGAUUUGGCGCAUCCGUUUAUCGUAAUCGACAACAAAUUCAUGCCACAUUCGUUUAUUUGUUUUGUUACACGUUUCAUUUAUUUAUCGCUGGGAUAGUUUGGAUUAGUCGAGAGGAUUAUUUGACAUAGCGAACGCCAUGGGAUUUCAUCUGACGUGGAUUGCAGUAUGAAGUCCGGGACGCCGGUGGCGGCGGCGGCAGUGGCGCAGUUGGGGGCGGCGGCGGCGAGAACCGUCUCUGGUCCGUCCAGCAGGCAUACGCAGGGUGCGCAUGGCAAGGGACAAUUAGCGCGACAGCAGCGACUGCAGCGACGGCGGCGACAGCAGCCACAGCGGCAACAGCGGCGACCGCGAUGAGUACCGUGGGGGCGGGCGUGACGAGCCCGGGACAAGCGGGCGCCCGCACGCCGACCGCCCCCAAGCGGCCGGUGCGUAGGGGCGGCAAGCCGCCGCCCGAUCGACCGCAGCGCGCCCUCUUCUGUCUCUACCUUAAGAACCCCAUCAGGAAGCUAUGUAUCGACGUCGUCGAAUGGAAACCUUUCGAAUGGUUAAUUUUACUAACAAUAUUCGCGAACUGCGUUGCCUUAGCUGUUUACACUCCAUUUCCCAAUAGUGACUCAAAUACAACAAACGCGUAUUUGGAAAAAAUUGAAUACAUUUUUUUAGUCAUUUUCACAGUGGAAUGCAUAAUGAAAAUAAUAGCAUACGGUUUCAUAAUGCAUCCAGGGUCGUAUCUUCGUAAUGGCUGGAAUUUGCUCGAUUUUACCAUAGUAAUUAUAGGUAUGAUAAGUACGGCGUUAUCAUUUCUUACAAGAGAUAGUUUCGAUGUAAAAGCUCUGAGAGCUUUUAGAGUUCUUCGACCGUUAAGGCUAGUUUCUGGUGUUCCCAGUUUACAAGUUGUGUUAAACUCAAUUUUACGUGCCAUGGUGCCUUUAUUACAUAUUGCUCUGUUAGUAUUGUUUGUUAUAAUAAUUUAUGCGAUCAUUGGUUUGGAGUUAUUCUCAGGAAAAAUGCAUUUUACAUGCUACAACAGUGCAGGUGAAGAAAUGGAUGGUGCCCACCCAUGCGAUCCUACUGGUGUAGGAUUUAAUUGUUCCGAAUUGGGUUCAGACUAUAAUUGCACGGGACCUUGGGGAGGGCCAAACGACGGGAUUACCAACUUCGACAAUUUUGGUUUGUCGAUGUUAACGGUUUUUCAAUGUAUUACACUAGAAGGCUGGACCGAUGUGCUUUACAAUAUACAAGACGCAAUGGGAAGGACGUGGCAAUGGUCGUAUUUCGUUUCGAUGGUCAUCCUGGGGGCGUUCUUCGUCAUGAACUUGAUUCUCGGUGUCCUCAGCGGAGAGUUCUCCAAGGAAAGAGAGAAGGCGAAGGCCCGUGGCGACUUCCACAAACUGAGAGAGAAGCAACAACUGGAGGAGGACCUGAGGGGGUACCUGGAUUGGAUAACGCAAGCUGAAGACAUCGAACCGGAGGGCGAGAACCAGCAGAACCAGGACGCCAGGAACACGGUCACCAACGAGAUGGAGUCGACGGACCAGCUAGGCGAAGAGGAGAUACAGCAAGACUCUUGGUUCAAGAAGAGGAAAAAAGACUUCGAACGGGUGAACCGCAGGAUGCGACGGUCGUGUCGGAAAGCCGUUAAAUCGCAGACAUUUUAUUGGCUCAUUAUAGUUUUAGUGUUUUUGAAUACCGGCGUUUUGGCUACUGAACAUUACCAACAGCCGGUCUGGUUGGAUGAUUUUCAAGAGUACACGAAUAUGUUUUUCAUUGCCCUUUUUACAAUGGAAAUGUUGUUGAAAAUGUAUAGUUUAGGUUUUCAAGGUUACUUUGUUUCGUUGUUUAACCGUUUUGACUGUUUUGUUGUUAUUGGAAGUAUUACGGAAAUGGUCCUGACCAACACACACGUAAUGCCUCCUUUGGGUAUAUCUGUACUUCGUUGUGUUAGACUUCUUAGAGUUUUUAAAGUUACCAAAUAUUGGCGAUCGUUGUCAAAUUUGGUGGCGUCGUUGUUGAAUUCGAUACAAUCAAUCGCUUCGUUACUGCUGUUACUUUUCUUGUUUAUUGUUAUUUUUGCGUUACUGGGAAUGCAAGUGUUUGGCGGAAGGUUCAAUUUUAAGGAGACCCAGGAGAAAUCCCGUUUUAAUUUUGAUAGCUUCUGGCAGAGUUUACUGACUGUGUUUCAGAUAUUAACAGGUGAAGAUUGGAAUGCCGUAAUGUAUCAAGGCAUUGCUGCGUAUGGAGGUGUGAAGUCGCCCGGUGUUUUAGCUUGUAUAUAUUUUAUUAUUCUUUUUAUUUGUGGUAAUUAUAUUCUGUUAAACGUUUUCUUGGCUAUCGCUGUAGACAACUUAGCUGACGCCGAAUCAUUGACGGCAAUCGAAAAAGAGGAAGAGGAGGAAGCCGAGAAGCAAAAAUCAAAAAGUCCCACUCCCAACGGAGAGGAGGAAAUUGAAGAAGAGGAGCAUAGCAUCGAGGAAGAGGAGGAAGAGGAGACCGAAGAGGAAGGCAAUUACGAUUCAGAAAGAUCUGAUCACGACGAAGAGACCGAAUUCCAAACGAAAGACGAGGACACAGAAGGGGAAAUCGAGGAGGAGCGCCGCAGUAAGGACGACGAAGAUGAUUUAGAAACAAAAGAAACAGCCCGACCUCGACGUUUAUCCGAGGUCACAAUAGUAAAGAAAGUUCGGCCAAUUCCAAAAGGGAGUGCCUUCUUUAUAUUUUCUUAUAAGAACAGGUUUCGGGUGUUCUGUCACUGGCUUUGCAAUCACAGCGCCUUUGGAAACGUCAUCCUUGUGUGCAUCAUGGUUUCCUCCGCCCUUCUGGCCGUGGAGGACCCGAUUAACUCCGAAUCGGAAACGAACAAAGUCUUGCAGAUAUUCGAUUAUGUGUUUACGGCCGUAUUCUCGAUUGAACUGCUGCUGAAAACAAUAUCCUACGGGUGUAUUUUACAUGAUGGUGCCUUUUUACGUUCUGCAUUUAACGUUUUGGAUCUGGCUGUCGUUUGUGUCUCCAUUGUUUCAAUUUUCAGCAGCAAAGGAGCCAUGUCAGUGGUGAAAAUUCUUCGAGUUCUGCGCGUGCUGCGUCCACUGAGAGCCAUAAACCGUGCGAAGGGACUUAAGCACGUAGUCCAGUGUGUGAUAGUCGCGGUUAAGACCAUCGGCAACAUAGUAUUGGUCACAUGUCUCCUACAGUUCAUGUUCGCGGUAAUAGGAGUCCAAUUGUUUAAGGGAAAGUUUUCUCAUUGUACUGACGCUUCCAAGUUGACAGCUGCAGAUUGCAAUGGAACAUAUUUGGUAUAUUCAGACGGUGAUAUAAACAAGCCGGAGAUGAAAGAUCGUAGUUGGGAGCCGAAUCGGUUUCACUUCGACAACGUGGCAAAAGCAAUGCUGACGUUAUUUACGGUGUCCACAUUUGAAGGAUGGCCGGGACUGUUAUACGUUUCAAUAGACUCAAAUGAAGAAAACAAAGGACCAAUUCACAAUUACCGCCCCAUUGUAGCAGCGUAUUAUAUUAUAUACAUUAUUAUAAUAGCCUUUUUCAUGGUUAACAUUUUCGUUGGUUUCGUUAUCGUUACAUUCCAAAACGAGGGUGAACAAGAAUACAAGAACUGCGAAUUGGACAAGAACCAGCGUAACUGCAUCGAAUUCGCUUUGAAGGCCAAACCUGUCAGACGUUACAUUCCCAAGCAUCGCAUCCAAUACAAGGUUUGGUGGUUCGUCACCUCCAGACCGUUCGAGUAUGCGAUAUUCACGUUGAUCUUGACCAACACAAUAACGUUGGCGAUGAAGUACUACAACCAGCCGGCGAUUUACGAGGCCUUCUUGGACAACUUGAACAUGAUUUUCACCGCGGUCUUCGCCAUGGAGUUCGUCUUCAAACUGGCGGCCUUCAGAGUCAAGAACUACUUCGGAGAUGCAUGGAAUGUGUUCGAUUUUAUUAUAGUACUGGGAAGUUUCGUGGACAUUGUCUAUCAGGACGUCAACCCUGGAUCGAAAUUCCAAAUUUCCAGUAACUUCUUCAGAUUGUUUCGUGUGAUGCGACUCAUCAAACUACUAAGCAGAGGUGAGGGUAUCAGAACGUUGCUGUGGACGUUCCUUAAGUCGUUCCAAGCUUUGCCAUACGUAGCACUGUUGAUCGUGAUGCUGUUCUUCAUUUAUGCCGUCAUUGGCAUGCAGAUGUUUGGCAAGAUCGAAAGCUUGGACCCGGAAUCCGAGAGUUCCAUAAACCGGAACAAUAACUUUGCGUCGUUUUUUCAAGCUGUGCUGGUACUUUUUAGAUCAGCGACAGGUGAAGCCUGGCAGGAAAUCAUGAUGGAUUGUGCGGAUACACCAGCUGCAAAAUGUGACAGGAGGAUUGACUCCAAGGAUUCUUCAACGGGCUGUGGAUCAGACAUAGCUUACCCAUAUUUUAUUUCUUUCUAUGUUUUGUGUUCAUUUUUGAUUAUAAAUUUGUUCGUUGCUGUUAUUAUGGAUAAUUUCGAUUAUCUAACUAGGGACUGGUCUAUUUUGGGACCUCAUCAUCUCGAUGAAUUUAUAAGGCUGUGGAGUGAAUACGAUCCUGACGCUAAGGGCAGGAUAAAACAUUUAGACGUCGUAACCCUUCUUCGAAAAAUAUCCCCACCCUUAGGUUUUGGGAAACUUUGUCCGCAUCGUGUCGCGUGUAAACGUUUAGUUUCGAUGAACAUGCCAUUAAAUAGUGACGGGACAGUUUUAUUUAACGCAACACUUUUCGCAGUAGUACGUACGUCGCUUAGAAUAAAAACGGAGGGCAAUAUAGACGACGCGAAUGCUGAACUAAGAGCGGUAAUCAAAAAAAUCUGGAAGAGGACCAGUCCCAAAUUACUGGACCAAGUAGUACCACCGCCUGGCGUAGACGACGAGGUUACAGUUGGGAAGUUCUAUGCCACUUUCCUCAUUCAAGACUAUUUCCGACGAUUCAAGAAACGAAAGGAACAGGAACUGAAGGAGGGAGAUAAGGACACGCACAACACAGUCACCCUGCAGGCCGGCUUGCGCACCUUGCACGAAGCUGGUCCGGAACUAAAGCGGGCCAUAUCCGGAAAUCUGGACGAACUCAUCGACGAUAAUCCUGAGCCAAUGCAUCGAAGAAACCAUUCCCUCUUCGGCAGCGUGUGGUCAUCGAUGCGAAGGGGGCACAGUUUCAACAGGGCCAAAUCGCUGAAGGUCAACGCCAAAUCGCAGAUGCAGAUUAAAAUAACGCCCGCUUCCAGCGUUGAGUUUAUACCGUACAAUUCGAUCAAGAGCGCAGUCACCGAGGGCAUGAACCACAUCACCUCGCUGACGAAGAACGUCGUGCAGAACAGGGCCAGUUGCACCUCCAUCCACAACAUGGAGGGACUGAGGGACGAGGAGAUUCCGCUGAAAUCGCUCAACCUCCACAACGGGGAGUCGGAGAAGAAUAGUUUCACUGUCAUUAAUCUACAGGGUGACCACACUGAGCUGAUGCCACCGACGCCACCGCCGCGACGUCUGCGACUGGGCUUGGGGAGUCUGGGGGCCGGUUGCAUGCAUCAAACAACGCCUAUGCAACACGCACCGAGCUUUAGUCGCAUAGCAAGCGGCCUGAAACUCGCACAAGCACAAGCAAUGGCAGUUGCGGGCUUCUUGCCGUCGGACUCGGCCCAAAUCCCAUCCGAGUAUCCAUCGUCGGACGGCUUCGGCUUUCAUCCAUCCGUUUCGGAUUCGGAGGGAGAUGGCCGACAUGGACGCUCGUCACUCCUAAAUCAUAGGGCUUCCUUCCAUGGCAGAGGUGGGGCCGAGGCAAACGGCCACGCUGGCGCCGAAAGGCUGACACAUUCACUGCCGGGCAGCCCAGCUGACAGGAGGCCGCCAUCGUUCGAGGUAGUGGGCUCCGCUGAGAGCCUAGUGGGACGGAUCCUGGCCGAACAGGGUCUCGGCAAGUACUGCGAUCCGGACUUCGUGCGGUACACAUCCAAGGAGAUGCAGGAAGCCAUGGACAUGACGCAGGAGGAGAUGGACCGCGCGGCCCACCAGCUGUUGCAGCAGGAGCGACGCAUCCACGGUCCGACGGGGAAGGUUGACGCACUGCAGCCGCCGUUAUAGCAUACUCUCAAAGUUUCCUAAUCUCCCGCCACAUUACCAAGUGCCUAAUCUUUUCUUCUGGUCCAAAGAAGACUAAAUAUAAUAAUAACGUGUAGUUUUUUAACCUGGAUUUUACUUGAAAUGGAUUGUUUCUCCAGUUACAAAAUCCCAUGUACAGGGUGUGAGAACAAAUAUUAAAAACUGACAUUACAAUUUUGUAAUAUCAAAUGUGUCAAAAUAUAAUAAAUAAUUCAUUCUACUUAUUUGCCUCAGUAAAUACAGUUCCCGUUCGAAUUUUAACGCACAAUUGCCACAAAGACAAAGUCAUAGCAAACCUUUCAAAUCCACCCAUUGUUUUAACUGUUUUGUUAAAGGUAAGUAGUACCAGAAUGUUACCAACUCAUUGAAUUUUUAUUAAUUCCGAAUUGCAUAGUGAAAGACUGAAUUGCUAACUUUUAGCAUUUGCUACGACUUUGUCUGAUUUACACCAUACUCAUUUGUUUCUAAUUUUGACUCUUAUGUAGAUUCAACCAGGACCACUGAAACCUUCCUACCUUGCUAUAAAAUUGUAACAAAACUUUAAACUUCUCGCACAGCAGUGAACAAAGCUUUUAAAUGUUUUAGAAGGCUUUGUUCAUAACUGGGCAAAACUAACUCGUAUCCAAUUUCCAUAACUCUCAGUAAAAUGACAACAAAAUUCAUAAUAUAAUUUAUGAAAAUAUCUUCGUUCGAUAUACAUACAUAUAUUGAUGGGUGUUUUUAGUCCUUAGAAGAAUAUCUCGAAUCAUUUUCACGGGGAUGAAACUGGCUGUUGUUUAUAAGCCAUAUUCAUAUGACCAUAUUGACAGUGAUUGAGAUUGGACCAAAUUAGUCACUCACGCAAUUUUUUUAGAUGACUUUUAGAGCUACAUGAUCAUGUGGUAAUCUAGUUCAUCCCUGGAUGACGAAUACAUUCGAUCGAGAUUGUAUUAUAUAUAUAUUUAAGGAGUAAAACCGUUCUUCUAAGGCUUGAUGUAAAACCAAUUUGUGUUGUACUUCUGUUAUAUUGUUAUUUAGUACACUAUACACAUAAUAGCUGUUAUGUUAAUAAUUAUUCGAAAUCGAAGAUAUUUUUGUGUAUAUUAAUGUUUAUUUGUGUAACUUGACUAUAGAUCAAUUUUCUCCGAUUAGACAUAAGAACUUUACUAGUGUCAAAUUUUAUAUGAAUGUCUUAUAUAUUUUAAUAGAAAAUUUUGUACCAACUUUAUAAAAACAAUGGGCCAAUGUCGCGACAAUUAUUUAUUUAUUUUUCUAUUAUAAAUUCGAUGAAUUUUGUUGUAAAAUAAUCAUUAAACAUGGACAUUUCGGUUUAUGUAAUCUUUGGGACGUUGCGACGUUGGUCGCCUUGACUUUUAUUCUACACAUUAUCUCUAAAAAAUUUUAAAAUUACAUAAUAGAACUAUUUAAAACAAUGUUUAAACUUCCCUAAGCGAAACUUCAUAAAAUCUAACUAAAUGUUUUAAUAUAAAUGACAUCUAAAUUUGACAAAAUGCUCCAUAUAACCUGUCAACAAAAUUUCUUUUAGAAAUAGGUUUAUUUCGAAAUAAGUGUCUAAAUAAUAUAUAAUUAAAUAAAGAUUUUACUUGUUACAAUGUUUAGGAAAAUUUUGUCUAGAAAAAAAAAUGAAAUUUUAAUGAAUCAGUUAUUACUAUUUAUGGAACAUUUGAAAAGGCAUGUAAUUGAAAUUUCAUCAGAACUCCCAUUUCCUAUUACUAAGCUUAUUAUAUAUGAAAUAUACAAAUUAACUAAAUUUUAAAUGUUCCGUAAAUAUAUGCAGGGUGCAACAAAAAUUAUUUGAAGUUUUAUUUAUGAAUUUAUUUUUGUCUGAUUGGUAAAAUGAAUUUCUAUUUUCUUUAAAUAAAUAAAAACCAAUAA
This is a messenger RNA of Aethina tumida (small hive beetle), 7985 nucleotides long. It is a transcript of the gene Ca-alpha1D, whose product is annotated as muscle calcium channel subunit alpha-1. Bases 363 to 6092 code for a protein of 1909 amino acids. Gene Ontology annotation, biological process: calcium ion import across plasma membrane. Gene Ontology annotation, cellular component: membrane; voltage-gated calcium channel complex. Gene Ontology annotation, molecular function: high voltage-gated calcium channel activity. NCBI's taxonomy places the organism in Eukaryota, Metazoa, Arthropoda, Insecta, Coleoptera, Nitidulidae. The record is from RefSeq and is a predicted model, not a curated record. The transcript has 29 exons.